CAUAAUAUCCUGCUGGAAAAAAAAGAGGGGGAGCACGAGGCUGAAUACAACUUCUUAUUCGCAGCUUCUUAUUGACGCUAUCCGUUCCACCUUAAAAACACCACGCUUCCGCGUUUCUUAGCUGCUUAUUCACGCGUAACUUAGGGGCCGUUUCUAUUGGUGUCUCUUAUUCAGAAAGAAUUGUAAUAAGAUUUAAUCUUUAUAGUCAGUUUUCGCUCUUAUCUCAGCCUUAUUUACAUUUUUAAAUAAUGUAUUGUUCGUUUCUGAAAUAUAGACACAACUAGAGACGGUCCCUACGUUAAUAGUGAAAUAAGAAGCGUCGCGUUUUUAAGGUGGAACGUAUAGCGUCAAUAAGUUGCGAAUAAGAAGCUGAAUUCAUCACAUCAGCAUGGUUUGAAGUGCAUGAAAGUGUUAAUAUUUAAUAGAAAUGAUCCACUUUUACAUGCUGCGUUAACAUAACUCGUCCAUAUUGCUGCUAUAAUCUCUGACACUGAAAUGCACAGCUGUUUUGUUUUGCCCUGACUUUGCACUCGGCAUCAUGAGUUUUUGUUAACCCUUUGUUGUCAUCUGUUUUCCGUGAAUGGUUUAUGUGCACAAAAUGAUCAUUCUUGGCACCGAGGAGCUCAAACAAGCCGAGAGCGUUUUGAAGAAGAGUUUUCCAGAGUCCAUCAAGGUUUAUGGCUGUAUAUUCAACUUAAACAGAGGAAAGCCUCACAAUCUGGAGGUUAUUGCAGACCAAUGGCCAGAUUUCAAUGUCAUUAUUUGCAAACCCAAAGUUCAGGGAACAAAGGAUCGAGAAGGAGAUUUUAACAUAUUCAGCAUCUACUCCAAUAGCAAAGUGUGUCUGAAAACCCUUCUGGACACACCUGGUGUGAUCAAUAAACAUGCAUUCACAUUAUUAGCAGGGGUUGACAUCAGGCAUUUAGAAGCAGUUCAGGAGUUUGCGGAUCAACAUGGACUUCCCUGGAAAGUUCAAGUAGUGAUGAAUGUGUUACUGCUCCAGGAUGAGCGACAGCUGCUGUUUAAAGAGAGUUACGCUGGACUCAGACUGACUCCGCUCAGUGCCGCUCACGCUCAUCUAGUUAACAGCACGUGGAAAUACGGCGGAGACCUUAACAGCUACAACUCAGUGCUGAACUACAUUACCCACAAUCCUUCACUGUGUGUGAUAGAGGACGGCGGCACUGAGCCCGUCUCCUGGCUGCUUGUGUACCAACACGCUGCUCUUGGGUUGCUCUACACAUUACCACAACACAGAAGGAAAGGCUACGCGAAGUUACUGGUGUCUGUGAUGGCCAAAACCCUCCUGGAGCGAGGACACCCGGUCUACUGUUUCGUGGAAAAGGAAAAUGACUCUUCCUACAAACUUUUCACGUCACUUGGGUUCCAGGAUUCAGCAGAUUACAGGGCUGUGUGGUUUGAGAUCAAUAAAUGACAAAAAUUACAAAUAUAAA
Messenger RNA from Carassius gibelio (silver crucian carp), 1454 nucleotides. Its product is annotated as glycine N-acyltransferase-like protein 3. The coding region runs from base 581 to 1435 and encodes 284 amino acids. Gene Ontology annotation, cellular component: mitochondrion. Gene Ontology annotation, molecular function: glycine N-acyltransferase activity. Lineage: Eukaryota; Metazoa; Chordata; Actinopteri; Cypriniformes; Cyprinidae. The record is from RefSeq and is a predicted model, not a curated record. The transcript is spliced from 5 exons.